GGUUUUCGACGUUUCAUACGUCUUGACGUCCUCAGAAAAACUUGGUAGGAUCCCCCCCUCCCUACGACCGUGGCUCGUCCGUUACCCUCCAAGAUGGAGGCUUUAGGGGGCUACCCUGCCAAGUCCUCCAGCCCAAAAGCCAAAAGGUUGAGGGUGCUGCUGAGCAUGACGGUCGGUGUGGGGUGUCUGUUCCUCCUGCAGACCCAGCUGGUGAAGCCGAGGAAGCCCACGGAUUUUUAUUCUUUCGAGGUCAAAGACGUGAAGGGGAGGCUCGUUUCCCUGGAGAAGUACCGAGGAAAAGCGUCGUUGGUUGUAAACGUGGCGAGUCACAGCGAGCAGACGGAGGCGAACUACAGGUCUCUGCAGGAGCUGCACCGGGAGCUGGGCACCUCUCACUUCAACGUCCUGGCCUUCCCCUGUGGCCAGUUCGGUGACACAGAGCCCGGGACCAGCCGGGACAUCGAGGCUUUCGCCAAGUCCACUUACGGUGUUACCUUCCCCUUUUUCAGCAAGAUCAAAAUACUGGGCUCAGAAGCGGAUCCUGCCUUCAGAUUCCUCACAGAUUCUGUGCAGAAGACCCCAAAGUGGAACUUCUGGAAGUUUCUGGUCAAUCCAGAGGGUAAAGUGGUCCGGUUCUGGAGAACUGACGAGCCCAUGGAGAGUAUUAGACAAGAGGCCACAGUGCUGGUGCGAGAAAUGAUCCUAAAGAAACGGGUGGAGCUAUGAUGGAGCUUGAUGAUAGCUAGUGGACACGCCGCUGGGUUAUGUCUGUUUCCUGCACGCUGGCUGCCAGGAGUAACCACUGCUGGACUAUGAACUGUUGCGAUUGUGGCUGGGUGAUGUCUCCCUCCGGAAACAUGCAGGAUGAAAGGAUCCACUAGUUUUAACCACAAAAGCAAUGAAAAUCAUGCUAGCCAAAAUGUGUGUGUGUGUGUGUGUGUGUGUGAGAGGGUGUCUGCGAGUACGGGGACCAUGGUUAAUGGUGAGAGUCGUGACGAACAUUCCUUAUAAUGACCACUGCUGCAGCUGAAGGGUUGUUUAAAAGUACUGGAUGUUACACAUGUUCAGUUUUGCUUAGUUUGUACCACCUCUUUAUCAUGUUUACAUUAAAAUCUAAUUCUCUGGUGAAGCAUACCAUUUUAGUCAAUUUUGACUUGAUUUGAUUUGUGGAGCAGCCAUAACACAAUA
Monopterus albus (swamp eel) is the source of this 1188-nucleotide messenger RNA. It is a transcript of the gene gpx8, whose product is annotated as glutathione peroxidase 8 (putative). The record is from RefSeq and is a predicted model, not a curated record. Gene Ontology annotation, molecular function: glutathione peroxidase activity. Bases 94 to 726 code for a protein of 210 amino acids. Gene Ontology annotation, biological process: response to oxidative stress. The transcript is spliced from 3 exons. Lineage: Eukaryota; Metazoa; Chordata; Actinopteri; Synbranchiformes; Synbranchidae.